Messenger RNA from Momordica charantia (bitter melon), 1337 nucleotides. RefSeq names its product NAD(P)H dehydrogenase (quinone)s (gene LTO1). The record is from RefSeq and is a predicted model, not a curated record. NCBI's taxonomy places the organism in Eukaryota, Viridiplantae, Streptophyta, Magnoliopsida, Cucurbitales, Cucurbitaceae. Gene Ontology annotation, molecular function: oxidoreductase activity.
CCUCUCCGCGGCAGCCUGAAAGCUCGUCUUCGACUUUCUUCAUUUCCCGGUUGCUUGCAAAUCGGAGAAAAAUGGCGUGCUCCACCUCCGCCGCUUUACUAUCUCUUCCAUUAUCGUUUCAGAGACCUUCUCCUCGCCAGUUUCUUUCUCUAUUUCAUCACAGAUAUGAUUCUUUCAACUACCCAAAGUUUUGGGUUCAGAGACGGCUCCUGGUUCCUGUCUUUUGCUUGUCCGGGGGAACUAAUCAGGAUACUGAGCCGGAAGCUGAUACUACUCCCUUGGAUUCUUCUUCAUCAUUCUCUCCCUCAAUUUCGAGUAAUUCGACGUAUAAUCUCUGUGCUGCGUUGGGCGGGAUUGGAUUCGUUGAAACCGCGUACUUGAGCUACCUCAAGCUCGCGAAUGCAGCUGCUUUUUGCCCAAUCGGUGGCGGAAGCUGCGACGACGUUCUCAACAGUGAAUAUGCCGCCGUUUUUGGUGUACCACUGCCCUUGAUUGGAAUGGUUGCGUAUGGCUUAGUAGGAGCAAUUAGUUUGCAGUUGGCAGCGAAGAAAUUGCCCUUUGGUAUUGAUGAAUCUGAUGGUCGUUUAGUCCUGCUUGGGACUACUACCUCUAUGGCAGCUGCCAGUGCAUACUUUCUAUACGUUUUGAGCUCAAAAUUUUCGGGAGUGUCAUGCUCGUAUUGCCUAAUAUCUGCUCUGUUGUCAUCCAGUUUGUUCUUUGCCACAGUGAAGGAAUUUGGAUUUCAAGAGAUUACGAGGCGAGUGGGCUUUCAGAUAUUUGUUGCUAGCUUGGUUUUCGUCACCCUUUCUGCCUCAUAUAAUAGUUCCUUUCCUGUUUCUCAAAGUGCGGCUGAACUUGACCUUCCAUACUAUCAAGUUGAGAUAGCAAAACCGUCGAGCCCUUUGGCUAUUUCCCUUGCGAGGCAUCUGCAGUCCAUCGGGGCCAAAAUGUAUGGAGCUUUUUGGUGUUCACAUUGUUUAGAACAAAAAGAGAUGUUUGGACGUGAGGCAGCAAAAAUAUUAGACUACGUAGAGUGUUUCCCUAAUGGAUAUCACAAAGGCACUAAAAUAGAGAAAGCUUGUACAGAAGCUGGAAUUGAAGGCUUCCCAAGUUGGGUGAUUAACGGUCAGGUUUUGAGUGGAGAGAAAGAGCUGUCAGAGCUGGCAGAAAUUUCAGGAUUCGAGCUCGAUGGGAUAAGUUGAAAGAAAACAUCCUUUAACAUUUGGUAUUAGUUAAUGAGUUUGAGUCGUUCAUGUACAGAUUAUUGUAUAUAAAUAUUCUAAAUCCUAAUCCUUUUGUGACAUGAUUAUUAUACCCAGCAAAGAGUUUAAUCCUAA